AUGUCUACGGUCGUUCCAGAAGUCACCUGGGCGCAACGCUCAUCCAGCAGCGACCCGGAGAAGAACUACGUCUACCUCACCAUUGUCGCGGCCGACGUCCCCGAGUCAGAUCUCAAGCUCGAUCUCAAGGAUUCUUCGCUCAGCUUCAAAGGUGCCUCCACGUCCAAAAAGGUCACAUACGCUGUGGACAUCGACUUCUACGCCGAGAUCGACCCCAAGGAGUCGAAGAUCAGCCACAGCGGUCGCGAUGUUUCAUUGGUGCUACGCAAGAAGGAGCUCAAGGAGGAGUACUGGCCCCGCCUACUCAAGGACAGCAAGAAAGUGCACUACUUGAAGACCGACUUCGAUAAGUGGGUCGAUGAGGAUGAGCAGGACGAAGCGCCCGAAGACGAUAUGAUGAACCAGAUGAACCCGAUGGGCGGCGCUGGCGGUCCUGGAGGUGAUGGUGGCUUCGGCGGCAUCGACUUUAGCAAGCUCGGUGCAGCUGGAGGCGCCGGUGGCCUCCCUGGUAUGGGCGGCAUGGACCUGAGCAGCAUGGGCAUGGGUAUGGGAGGCGGCGACAGCGAUGAGGAGGAUGACGAUGAUAUGCCCGAGCUUGAGAAUGACGAGGAGAGCAAGGACAAGGAGCCUGCAGCGGCUGCAGCGUCGACCGACAAGCCCAAGAUUGAGGAGGUCGCGUAA
This is a messenger RNA of Cucurbitaria berberidis CBS 394.84, 681 nucleotides long. RefSeq names its product HSP20-like chaperone. The record is from RefSeq and is a predicted model, not a curated record. NCBI's taxonomy places the organism in Eukaryota, Fungi, Ascomycota, Dothideomycetes, Pleosporales, Cucurbitariaceae. Gene Ontology annotation, biological process: protein folding; chaperone-mediated protein complex assembly. Gene Ontology annotation, cellular component: nucleus; cytosol. The coding region runs from base 1 to 681 and encodes 226 amino acids. Gene Ontology annotation, molecular function: Hsp90 protein binding; protein-folding chaperone binding. The transcript has 3 exons.